AUGCUUGCUUCUACUGAUCCUUAUUUUCUCCCCUCUUUCUCUCCGAUUUUCCCGCUCUUUGUUGCUAUUUUCCCGCCUCUUUCACUGUUUGUCCCAAUCACAGCUCAUCCGUAUCUCCCGCUUGUACCAAGCAAGACCAGCUUGCUAACCAUUACACCACGCCGAGGAGCCCCUUUUCUCUUCUCAAUAUUCUACUAUUUACUUUCACCUGACGUUCUUUCUUUCUUUUUCAUUCUUUUUCUUUCUUUCUUUCUUUCUUUCUUUUUCAUUCUUUUUCUUUCUUUCCUUUUCAUUAUUUCCUUCUUUCUUUCUUUCUUUCUUAUUUCUUUCUUUUUCAUUCUUUUUCUUUCUUUCAUUCUUUCUUUCUUUCACCUGGAGAUCUUUUUUUUCAUUCUUUUUUUCUUUCCUGCUUUCUUUCUUUUUUCAUUCUUUCUUUCUUUUUUCUUUCUUUCUUUCUUUUUUAUUUAUUUCCGUUCAUUAUUCUAUUGCCUACUCUCGCUUGGCUAUCUAUCUAUCUAUCUAUCUAUCUAUCUAUCUAUCUAUCUAUCUAUCUAUCUAUCUAUUAUUGGCUCGCUCGAGCAUCGCUUUUGUUACAAACCUCUACUUACUUUCUCCGCACGUUUUUGCUUCUUUAAAUUUCUUUCUUUCGCACGUGAUUUCUUUCUUCACUUCUUUUCCUUCUUUCUUUCUUUCUUUCUUUUUUCUUUUUUCUUUCUUUCUUUCUUUCUUUCUUUCUUUCUUUCUUUCUUGCUUUCUUUUCUUUCUUUAUUUAUUUCUUUCUUUCUUUUUUCUUGCUUUCUUUUCUUUCUUUCUUUCUUUCUUGCUUUCUUUCUUGUUUCAUCUUUCUUUAUUAUCCUACACCGAUUUCGUCCUGUAUUCUUUCUUUCUCUCAUUCUUUCUUUCUUCACCCCUUUUUUCUUUUUUACAUAUCUUUCUUUCUUUCUUUCUUUCUUUCUUUCUUUCUUUCUUUCUUUCUUUCUUUCUGUUCUUUCGUUUUCUUACUUUUUUUAUUGUUUCAUUCUUUCUUUCUUUUCUUUAUUUUCUUCUUUCGUUUUUUUCUUUGUUUCUUUCUUUGUUUCUUUGUUUCUUUCUUGCUUUCUUUCUUCUCACCUAGAUUUUUCUUUAUUAUCAUACUCUGAUAUUUUACUUUUCUUCUUCUUCUUCUUCUUCCUUAUUAUUAUUAUUAUUAUUAUUAAUAUUAUUAUUAUUAUUUUCCUUCUUAUUAUCAUUAUUUUUUUUCUUCCUAUUAUUAUUAUUAUUUUCCUUCUUCUGUUUAUUACUAUUAUUAUUAUUAUUUUCCUUCUUCUUUGUCUUCUUUCUUUUAUUCCUUCUGAAUUUUCCUUCUAUUUAAUAUUUAUUCUUCUGCUUCUUAAAUUUUUCUUCUUCUUCCAUUUCAUGUUUCUUCACGCAUUUCUCUCAUUGAUCUUUCUUCUUCUUCUUCAUUUGCACAUUUCUUCUUUCUCUUUUUCCGCCAUUCUUUAUAAGCCUCACUUUAUUUUUCUGCCCCUUCUAAAUUUAUAUAUCUCUGAGCUCCCGCCUAUCCUUUAUCUCCUCUUUCGUUCUUCUUUUUCUUCUUCAACCCCAGUUGUUUCUUCUUCUUCUUCUUCUUCUUCUUCUUCUUCUUCUUCUUCUUCUUCUUUCUCUUUUUCCGCCAUUCUUUAUAAGCCUCACUUUAUUUUUCUGCCCCUUCUAAAUUUAUAUAUCUCUGAGCUCCCGCCUAUCCUUUAUCUCCUCUUUCCUCCCUUCUAUCCUUUAUCUCCUCUUUCGUUCUUCUUUUUCUUCUUCAACCCCAGUUUUUCUUCUUCUUCUUCUUCUUCUUCUUCCUUUUCUUCUUCUUCUUCUUUCUUUUUUUUUUCCUUCUUCUUUAUAAUCUCUCUUUUUUUCUCCUCUUUCGUUCUUCUUUUUUUUAUAAGCUUCUUUUUUUUUCUUCUUCCCUUUCUUUUUUCCGCCAUUCUUCUUUUUCUUCUUCUGAGCCCCUAUCCUUUAUCUUCUUUCGUUCUUCUUCUUCUUCAACCCCAGUUCUUUCUUCUUCUUCUUCUUCUUCUUCUUCUUCUUCUUCUUCUUCUUUUCUCUUUUUCCGCCAUUCUUUAUAAGCCUCACUUUAUUUUUCUGCCCUUUCUAAAUUUAUAUAUCUCUGAGCUCCCGCCUAUCCUUUAUCUCUCUUUCGUUCUUCUUUUUUUCUUUUCAGUUUUCUUCUUCUUCUUCUUCUUCUUCUUCUUCUUCUUCUUCUUCUUUUUCUCUUUUUCCGCCAUUCUUUAUAAGCCUCACUUUAUUUUUCUGCCUUCUAAAUUUAUAUAUCUUCUUAUCCUUUAUCUCCUCUUUCGUUCUUCUUUUCUUCUUCAACCCCAGUUGUUUUUUUCUUCUUCUUCUUCUUCUUCUUCUUCUUCUUCUUCUUCUUCUUCUUUUUCCGCCAUUCUUUAUAAGCCUCCACUUUUUAUUUUUUCUGCCCUUCUAAAUUUAUAUAUCUCUGAGCUCCCUUAUCCUUUAUCUCCUCUUUCGUUCUUCUUUUCUUCUUCAACCCCAGUUGUUCUCCCCCUAUCCUUUAUCUCCUCUUUCGUUCUUCUUUUUCUUCUUCAACCCCAGUUGUUUCUUCUUCCUUCUUUUUCUUCUUCUUCUUCUUCUUUUCGUUCUUCUUUCUCUUUUUCAUUCUUUAUAACCCACUUUAUUUUUUUGUUUCUUCUUCUUCUUCUUCUUCUUCUUCUUCUUCUUCUUCUUCUUCUUUCUCUUUUUUCCGCCAUUCUUUAUAAGCCUCACUUUAUCUUUUUCUGCCUUUUUCUUCUAAAUUUUAUAUAUCUUCCGCCAUUCUUUAUAAGCCUUCCUUUUCUGCCUUCUAAAUUUCUUAUAUCUCUUUCUUCUUCUUUCCUUCUUUUUUCUUUUUCCGCCAUUCCUUUAUUUUUCUGCCCCUAUCCUUUAUCCUUUAUCUCCUCUUUCGUUCUUCCUUUCUUCAACCCCAGUUGUUUCUUCUUCUUCUUCUUCUUCUUCUUCUUCUUCUUCUUCUUCUUCUUCUUCUUUCUCUUUUUCCGCCAUUCUUUAUAA
Messenger RNA from Acanthosepion pharaonis, 3036 nucleotides. The record is from the annotation of a GenBank genome assembly. Lineage: Eukaryota; Metazoa; Mollusca; Cephalopoda; Sepiida; Sepiidae.